AGAAGACUGGUCGUCGUACUGCAAUGACAUGGGAGGGACCCAAUGCACUCGAAGAGGUCGCAUCUCCUGUGCCGGCCAAGGCAACUACGCGACGAAAGGCGCUCCAAUCUGAUGUCGAGGAACCGUCAGAGUCAGAGAAUGUCCCGAGCAGUGAAGACGAAUACGUCGCAGAAAACGCGCAGCCGAGAGCAGGGGGGAAGCGGCCUACUCGUCGAUUGUCUUAUUCCUCCGAGUCAGAGUCGGAUAGUUCCAAGAAGCCUUCUCGGAACCGCCGACCCUCUCAUCAAUCUCCGGGCCCUAGUAAUACUCUCAAACGCAAGGCCCAGGCUGCUCCUCUUCCCCCGCCAGCACCAAAGAAGACCAAGACUUCUCCUGAAUCAACAGAAGAUCCGACAAGGAAGUACUGCCUCGGAAAGUUCGAAGAUCUCUUUCGCGACAUAUUUCUCAAGUAUCCUCAUGUACGUAUAAAAGACGAUGGUGGGGGAUCGGACUACGUGGAGAAAAAGGCUGAGGAGUUGACUGAGGAAGAGAAGGAGGCUGUUUUGAGUGCUGCCCGUCAGUUUGCUAAUGAUCUUGAGCAUUGUGUGUACGAAAUAUACUGUGACUCAGAUAAGCACGCUGGAGAUGGUUACAAGGAUCGAUUUCGAACGUUACAAUUCAAUCUUAGCAAAGUUGAUCGUGUCGUUCUUCAUAAGCGCAUAGUUUCGGGGAAGAUAUCCGCGAAAGAAAUAUCCACUAUGUCUUCCACUGAUCUAGCGGACGAGGAGACGAAGCAAUCUAUCAAAAUCGCUGAACAGGAAUCUCUGGAACAUUCAAUUCUGCAGAAAAGUACAGCGCCCCGUGCUAAGAUCACGCAUAAGGGACUGCAGGAUAUCGAGGAUGUUAAUGGCGAGAUUGCUAGUCGACGUGAACGAGACCGCGAGCGUGAAGCUGAAGAACAGGAGAGGAUGGAAAGGGAGCGUAUGGCUCGGCUCAGAGCCGCUCAGCCGCGUCAGCGCACAAUGUCUGUGUCUGUUCCACCUGAGUCUUCUGUAUCGCAGAACGCGUCUUGGGGCUUGCCACCUCCGGUACCAUUGCAGGAUGUGCAUGCUGCAUCUGCGGACCCAUACGCUUCAGCGAGACCAUCGUCAUACGAAAACACGACCGAACCUGUCGAACCAGAACUGAGUCUUACCGACUUGAUUAACAUUGACGACGAUGCUAUGGCAGAAGCGGCUCCUACCAGCGGAGCAUCCGCGGCUUCUCCUGCUGUCUCAGCACCAGAACUUUCCACCCUCAACGUCUCUUCUCCUACCAUAGGUAUCUCCCCUUUCGCGUCGCGUCCAUCACUUCCUGAGACGCCCCUCUCCGCAUCAUUUGACCUCAACUCGAUAUGGUCCUCACAGAACACGAAGGAGGAGAAAACAUUGCAGGAACCUUCCCUUCCUCAAGAGUCCAGAGAUCAGCCCAUAGACCCCGAGCCGAUUGCAGAAGCUGAUGAUCGGGACUUUGAUAUGUUUCUGGAGGAGAAAGAACCCGAGAGGCCUCUGUCACCGGGGGGCCUGCAAGCUGCAUUCAACGCCACAGAACCUGCGUGGUCAGGAAAGAUUACAAUGCCUUUGGAUUCUUCGAUUCCUACAGAGACACCCAUUGUCGCGCGACAGAUGGGGGGAAGACCAAUAGAAGUGGGCUCUCCGCUUUGGCGUACGCUAUUCCCCGCGGAUUUGCUUAGGAUUGAUGGCCGAGUACCAGUUGACAAGUCGGCUCAGUUCUUGCUUCAAGUCAGAUUAAAUCCUUCAAAAGAGCUGAUUGGCGUGGCCUUCACGCCAGCUCCUGACGCAACUGACAACGGUUUCAUGGUAUUCGCGGACUUUUUAAUAGGAAAAGGACGACAUGGGUUGGUAUUUCCAUGGGGACCACGACCGAAGGACGCCCCUGGACGUGAAUUCUACAUUGUUCCGCUACUUUCGAGCGAUCCAAUUCCGGAAUUCAUGGAACUUCUCGACAAUCUACGUUUACCUAAAGUACGACAGACAAACUACAUGAUCGGCAUCUGGGUGUUGAACAAAGGAGAACUGAAACCACCACCAGAACCAGUAACCGUCCCGCCUCCAACGAUUUCGCCACCUGUUCCAGUAGUACCAACGAUAUCGCCUAUACCCAAUAUCCCACCUUUGGCAAAUCUUGCUCCUCCCAUAGCAGCACCGCAAAUCGAACCGGCGGCAUUGGCAGCCGAAGUUGCUGCGCUUACUCCAGAGCAAAUUCAGCUCAUGAUUCGAACUCUGCAAGGUCCGGGUGGUCUAUCCAUCCCUAUACCGCCCGCUCCUGCACCCGCUCCAGCGCCAUCGAUACCGGCUGCCCCACUUGUCUCUGCACCAUUGCCACAGUCAUGGGGAAUUAGCCCGCUGCAGCCGCCACCACCGCCACAUCACAAUGGCGCCCCCCCGAUGUACGGUAUGUAUCCGCCACUACCCCCCAAUAAUUCUGAUCAACGUCGGGAUUACUCGCGUCCCGGGUAUGACCGGGGUGGACCAGGCGAGUAUCACGAGCGACGUGAUUCUCGUGGUGGACAUGAUCCUGGCCAUCGAGGCGGCGAUCGUUCAAGGGGUCGUGGAAGGGGUCGUGGUCGAGGGGGUGGGAACGAAUUGAAUCGUCCUGUUGAUUCUGGUUGGCCCCGUAGACGACCAGAUGGAGGCUCUCACAACGGGAAUCCUUCACCACAAUGGUGAUAAGUUGUUUGACCGCAGCCUUGAUGAUGUAUCACACUUUCGCCUUCUCAUAUCUGUAGCUCGAGUUUACUUACCUGUCUUCCUAUCUUAUACGUAUGUACGAUAUGGUUUCCUGUCAUUUUUAGCUGGCUGUCUCCGCAGUCUACGAAUAAGUACUAACAAGGAGGCACCCUUGCAGUGUACGGUCAAAUGGGCUACUGCGAUGCGGUAGAAGCAGCUAAGUAACGAGAAGGCUAACCCCUCGUCGCAUUUGUAUAGAAUGCAGUACAUUGUAACGUAACCAAAGCACUUAGUGCUGAGGCAAAUGGGCUCGAAGUUUGGAACUAUACACCACCAAUCUGGAGGAAGGCAAAAUUGACGUAGCUGGUAGGAUAGCACAAUGACAAGAGUAGAUAACGACCAGAUUGAAUCAAACUAGGGCUAAAAUGACGUUCUCU
This is a messenger RNA of Desarmillaria tabescens, 3145 nucleotides long. RefSeq lists its product as uncharacterized. Lineage: Eukaryota; Fungi; Basidiomycota; Agaricomycetes; Agaricales; Physalacriaceae. The transcript is spliced from 6 exons. Gene Ontology annotation, biological process: DNA-templated transcription. Bases 24 to 2708 code for a protein of 894 amino acids. The record is from RefSeq and is a predicted model, not a curated record.